Rotaria sordida is the source of this 225-nucleotide messenger RNA. NCBI's taxonomy places the organism in Eukaryota, Metazoa, Rotifera, Eurotatoria, Philodinida, Philodinidae. The record is from the annotation of a GenBank genome assembly.
AUGAAUGUACUCAUCUUUUUGUCUCUGAGUAUUUGGACAUUGAUCUCCGUCACAGAUGGCUUAAAUUGUAUUGUGUGUUCAAGUGGAACUAAUUCGGCCUGUGAAGAUCCUUCUCAUAUAGAUGCAUCAACGUUAAGUAGUUUAUCACAGUCAGGCUAUGUUUCUUGUCUUAAAGCAUCGUAUCAGGUGGUAUUGAGUUACUCCUCGCAAUGGAUAACAAUUUAG